Ectocarpus sp. CCAP 1310/34 is the source of this 3509-nucleotide messenger RNA. The record is from the annotation of a GenBank genome assembly. Lineage: Eukaryota; Phaeophyceae; Ectocarpales; Ectocarpaceae.
CACCUGCUGGGUAGCACGUGUAGCACUUGUGACAGAGAUCCGCAUCCCAGAGCGGGAGAGGAGUAAAAGACACCACACGGGGAAGUGCAAGUGCGAGAAUAAGAAGCCGUGAGACCGGUAGUCGCGCGAGGAGGCGGCCACUCUUUUACGAGGAUCUACAGCUAUAUUUGGCAAAACUGACUCGCGUGAUUUGCUCGCUCAAGUCGGCUCUUGGGGCCAAAAAGGAAAAGAGAGUUCGUUGGGAGGGGGAGGACAACAAAAGGCACAGCGUGUUGACCAAGCCCCGCAUGAUACCGGCAGCUAUACGUUGUCGUAGGGGAAGAGAAGCGUUGGUGGGAGCCACUGUGGGAUGGCGAAGAUGGGGGUCAAUCGGAAGUUACAGACGGAAAUCGACCGAACCUUGAAGAAGGUUGACGAGGGCGUUGCCCUCUUCGACGAGAUCUGGGACAAGGUGUACUCGGCUACACAGCAAAACCAGAAGGAGAAGUAUGAGGGAGACCUCAAGAAGGAGAUCAAGAAGCUCCAGCGGCACCGAGAUUCCAUCAAGGGCUGGCUGCAGAGCAACGACAUCAAAGACAAGACCAUCCUGCUGGAGGUGAGACGCCGGAUCGAGUCUAAGAUGGAGCAGUUCAAGGUUUGCGAGAAGGAGACCAAGACCAAGAAGUUCAGCAAGGAGGGCUUAGCGAGAGAGGCAGAGAUGGACCCAGAGGAAAAGGAGAAGAUGGAAAAACGCGAUUGGCUGACGGAAAAGAUACAGAUGCUCAACACGCAGCUGGAGGGCUUCGAAGCAGACGUGGAGAAGGCGAUGGCUGCAUUGGGCAAGAAGAAGAAGGCCAAAGAUGACGAGAGAAUUAACGCUCUCGACAACGCUAGGAAGCAACACAACUACCACAUCGGGCGGCUGGAGCAAAUGCUGAGACUUUUGGACAACAACGACCUAGCGCCUGACCAGGUGGACAGCAUCAUCGAGGACCUUGACUGGUACAUCAGCCAGGCGGGAGACGACAUCCACCUCAUCGAGAAGUUCGAAGCUGAGGACUCCUACGACCUCUACGAGGCCCUAGAGCUGGACGAGCUCGCCGCGCCGGGGGCACCGCCGGUGGUGAAGGGCAACAAAAAGCUUGACGUGUUCGCCGAGGGAGACGAAGAAGACGAGGACAGCGACGCAGAUGAGCCGGCAACACCGACGGUCAAACUCAGGGGAAAGAAGGGCAAGGCGGCGGCAGCAGCAGCGGCCGCGGCGGGCAUCCCGUUGAUUGGUCGGCCGGUCGUCAAGAACGCCAAGGAUGCCAAGACUUCGGCGCCGGCCGCGGGGGGGCGGCAACGUGCCACGACCACGACAUCGGGCAUGCCAAUCAUCGGACGCCCGGUCGUAUCAGCCGCGGUGCCCACAGCAAAGGUCGCUAAGGCCCCGGGUUUGGGAGACUCGCCACAGGCAACCAUCCAGCAGCAGCAACAACAACAAGCUGGGCCUUCGCCCGCGGGACAGCAGCAGUCGACGAUGGCCGUCGCAGCAAGGAUGGGCACACCGGGGCCUCAGACACCAGGACAGACGAUGCAGAGCGCGACCACAACUCCCAUCAAGAUGGGACGAAUGACAUCAGCAGGGGAUGCCAUGCACACUCCCCAGCGACAGCAGGGAGUACCGGUAGCGAGGACACCCCCAUCGGCGAGCGCGGCCCUCGACAACAACGCCGGCACCAACGUCCACACGCCGUCAAGGCAAGGACCGCCGCAACCACAGCACGCGUCACCAGCAGCGUUCCAGGGGGCAGCGGGAGCGGGGCAGUCUCCUUACCCGAACAACCACCAGCAGGCAGCGUUACCGCAACAGCAGCAGCAGCAGGUAGCUCAGGCUGGGGGCCAGCAGAAGCAACAACAACAGCAGCAGCAGCAGCAAGCUCAGAUGCAGCAGCAGCAACAACAACAGCAGGGGGGGCAGCCGUUUUCCUUUCCGGCUCAGCAGCAGCAACAGAUGCCGAUGCAGCCGCAGCAACAGCACGCGGCGGCGGCGGCGGCGCAGCAACAGCAAGCCCAGGCGCAGCAGCAGCGCGCGGGACAGCCUGGCUUGAAGGGGGACCCUGGAUUGCCGUUGGAUUCUCCCCAGAUGGGGGCUGCUAUUCCCGCAGACGACGACCCGUCAGGUGUUUCGAUGGGACUAGGCCUUGGGCAGCAUCACACGGCGUUGGGGACAGCACGCCAGAGCGCCGAGUCUGGCGGUCGCGUGGCGCUUGAGCAGAGCAUGAUGUUCAAGCCGCAGUCACGCGAUUCAGAGCGGGCGAAACCUUACGUCCCUCGGAACCCCUACCGCACUUCGACAGCCUUCCCGAGCCAACCCGCCGAAGCCUUCGAGAAGCCGCAUAUGUUCGAGAAGCUCAACACGGACACCCUGUUCCUCAUCUUCUACUAUCAGCAAGGGAGCUACCAACAAUACCUCGCCGCGCGGGAGUUGAAGCGGCAGUCGUGGCGUUACCACAAGAAGUAUAUGACGUGGUUCCAGCGCCACGAGGAGCCCAAGGUCACCACCGACGACUAUGAGCAGGGCACGUACGUCUACUUCGACUACGAGACAGGAUGGUGCCAGCGCAUCAAAUCCGACUUCCGAUUCGAUUAUAGCUUCCUAGAGGACGAGGCAUUGUAGAGGGAAGGAGGGGCACCGGGGUGAGGGUGUUUGGAUGUAGAGGACGCUGGGAGAAAAGAAGCCCCCAAAAACCGUGCGAAACCAUGGUUUUUGAUGGUUUUGACAACGCAAUCCUUUGUAGGCCGGGAGAGGGUUCGGCGGAUGGCACGGGGCGGAUUGAUCAUAUCUGACUCCCAGCCAGAUUGCGCUUGUCCUUGUCCUUGAUGUGGUCCUCGCCCAAGUGUCUACCAUGAGCGAAUGAGGUUGUUUAUCUGUGUGACCCCCCGAUUAAUUACUUGAUCUUCGCUUGGACACCGAAGUAAUCAGAAACUGAAAUACGCCUUUAAACUACUUAGGGCCCAUGUGUGCUCCGGUUGGGGCUGUAUGCAUACCAUGCCGCAGGUGAUGCGAUGACGAGCUUUGUGGCACUCUAGUCGGCGCGGUGCGGUCGGUCAAGAGUCAGAGUCAAGAGUCAAGAGUCUUGACAAGUACGAUGCGAAAGAGGAGGAGAUAGAACACACUGAUUCUUAUUGGUGGUGCUUCGCGCAGCUGCGGCAAUGACAACUUGCCAGGAUGUUUGGUGCAUGUCGUCCGUCGACGCGAAGGGGUACUUCGGGCACUUCAUCAAAAACAUAGGACGUCCUCGUGCUCUGUCCUUUCAGCUCUUCGAUGCACCAACCCUCACUGCAGUAGCCCUACGAAAGGCUGAUUACGAUUGGCUGUUCCCCCUAUUCUCGCCCCAUAUGUCCGCGUUUCCCUCGCGGAAUACGCCAACAACCAAUGAAACCUCUCCUCCGUCCUCCGACCCGAACAUGGUGCAUCCCUUGCGGCUCCGCGCUUGCUUUGGCAUCCACCAACCAGACAAGCCGGUCGCCCCGGUGGUCUAGUU